Molecule: messenger RNA, 327 nt
Organism: Closterium sp. NIES-67
Lineage: Eukaryota; Viridiplantae; Streptophyta; Zygnematophyceae; Desmidiales; Closteriaceae
Source: the annotation of a GenBank genome assembly
GAGCAAGCAUUCUUUCAGUUGUGCCAUUCUGUUUCUGAUGGAAUUGCUGUGGGCCUGGAUAAAUGACCGGAAAUUGCUUGUGAAGGGAGAGGGAGAUCUGAUUUUGCAAGGGCAACUACCUACCAAGGGCUUGGCAGCAGAUAUGACCCCACAUGAAGCAUUCUAUGGGAGGAAGCCGGAUAUGGGGUUGGCUCGCGUGUGGGGCUGCAUGGUGCAGUACAGGGAGCCAGCUGGACCAACCCAUAAGCUACUACCUAGAAAAGAGUGAGUGUGACAGGGCAUUCUACUGGAGGGGAGCUGGAAAGGAGAAGGUGUACCUACUGCUCU